Messenger RNA from Myodes glareolus (Bank vole), 638 nucleotides. The record is from RefSeq and is a predicted model, not a curated record. Lineage: Eukaryota; Metazoa; Chordata; Mammalia; Rodentia; Cricetidae.
AGUCCUACUAGAGCGCAAUCAUGUCUAUUAUGUCCUAUAACGGAGGGACCGUCAUGGCCAUCAAGGGAAAGAACUGUGUGGCCAUCGCCGGGGACAGGCAUUUCGGGAUCCAGGCCCAGAUGGUGACCACAGACUUCCAGAAGAUCUUUCCCAUGGGUAACAGGCUGUACAUAGGCUUGGCCGGGCUGGCCACCGUCGUCCAGACAGUGGCCCAGCACCUCAAGUUCCGGUUGAACCUGUAUGAGCUGAAGGAAGGUCGGCAGUUCAAGCCCUACACCCUCAUGAGCAUGGUGGCCAACCUCUUGUAUGAGAAUCGGUUUAGUCCCUACUACACAGAGCCUGUCAUUGUCGGGUUGGACCCGAAGACCUUUAAGCCCUUCAUUUGCUCUCUAGACCUCAUUGGCUGCCCCACGGUAACUGACGACUUUGUAGUCAGUGGUACCUGCUCCGAACAAAUGUAUGGGAUGUGCGAGUCUCUCUGGGAGCCCAACAUGGAUCCAGAACACCUGUUUGAGACCAUUUCCCAAGCCUAAACGCUGUGGACCGGGAUGCCGUCUCCGGCAUGGGCGUCAUUGUCCACAUCAUUGAAAAGGACAAGAUCACCACCAGGACACUGAAGGCCCGGAUAGACUAACUCU